Molecule: messenger RNA, 1497 nt
Organism: Rhinocladiella mackenziei CBS 650.93
Lineage: Eukaryota; Fungi; Ascomycota; Eurotiomycetes; Chaetothyriales; Herpotrichiellaceae
Exons: 1
Coding region: 1-1497 (498 amino acids)
Molecular function (GO): NADP binding; flavin adenine dinucleotide binding; N,N-dimethylaniline monooxygenase activity
Source: RefSeq, a predicted model, not a curated record
AUGGCAUCGAACAAUGUGAAAAGAGUGGCUGUCAUUGGAGCAGGGAUUAGUGGAGUAUGCUCGGCGGCGCAUCUCUUGAAGCAGGGUCCCGAAGUCAUUCUGUUUGAGAGGUCUGGAAUAGCUGGAGGUGUAUGGCAUUUUGACGAGAGAUCUGCACUCGAACCCUCGUAUCCGAAUGAGAAUCCAUCUCUGGGAGAUUACAAAACAACCUUGCCGCAUGCCGACGAUACGCCACCCCCAGAAUCCGGGGAAGACCUAGGUCUAGAAAUCAUCCUUGCGCCUCCUGGACCUUGUUAUGCUGGGCUCAUGAACAAUGUCUCGACGAGGCUUAUGAAAACAAGCCUUCUGGAUUGGCCGGAGGGAACUGAGGAUUUUGUCAGUCAGAAGGUUUUAGAAGAAUACGUCCAAACCAUCGCAGAUGUUCAUGGUGUUUCUGCCGUCGCCCGGUAUCACACUCGAGUAGAGGACGUCCAAAAGCGGGGCACGGAAUGGGUCAUACGAACGACGACUUUGCACAAGGCGUCUUUCGGAUCGCAGCUGGUGCAGCGACAAUGGAUUUUCGACGCGAUCAUCGUCGCUUCUGGGCAUUAUAACAUGCCUCGCGUGCCUGAUUUUCCCGGUCUCCAGGAGUGGAAACAUGCCAGGCCCGAUCGGGUAUGGCACUCAAAAGGGUACAGAAAUCCUCAACUCUUCAAGGAUCAAAAUAUUCUUCUGAUCGGCGCGGGUGUCUCCUCUUGUGACAUCGCGAAGGAAUCCAGUGCAUAUGCACAACACAUUUUCCAGAGCUCUCGAGGUGGAGCGCUCGAUCUUCCCGCGAGUAUAUUGCCCAACAACGCCACACGAGUUGGUGGGAUCAAGUCAUUCGAACUCGAUGAGCGUCGACUCGAUGAGAAGAGUUCCGACUCGGACCCCAUUCCAGGGAAGAUUAUUCUCGACGACGGUCAGGAGUUAACCAACAUUCACUCGGUCGUCCUCUGCACCGGGUACAUCAUUUCGUACCCAUUUCUUCCCAACUUGCAUUCUGAUACGACCCCGGCACACCAGGCGGAUGAAUCUGUGCUAGUGACGGCCGACGGGAACAUGGUCCACAACCUGUACAAGGACAUAUUCUACAUUGAAGAUCCUUCUCUGAUCUUUGUUGGUGUGCCAUACCACAUUUCAACCUUUUCCUUCUUCGACAUGCAAGCCCAAUCCGUAGCGAGAGUCCUGGGUGGGAAGGCGUCACUGCCAACACAACAAGAAAUGCGAGAUGACUACGCACAGCGAGUGAAGAGGAGUGCCCUAGGCAGAGACUUCCACAGUCUUCGAGGCUCCAAUGAAGAACAAGCAUACGUUGCUGACUUGGUAGAGUGGAUGAAUCGGGACGCAGUCAGGUUGGGAAUAGAAGACAAAAUGCAAGGUCAUACCCCGGAAUGGCAUGAAGCGAAAAAAGAUAUGGAGGAAAAGCUCAAGUGGCUGAGGGAUCGGCCACCAAAGCAGGGCAUAAGUCAAAUUUGA